ACGCUUGCCGUAAACCCUACAAAAACUUUCUUCUGAACCACUCGGACAUUUGCUAUUCAAUUUGGAUCUGUGAGGUUCAGGCAUCGUGUGUCUGUGAUAUUCUGUUUCUACGUCUGUUUGUUUGCGCAUAUUUUUUGGAUUUCAACCGAACUCAAGAUGUUUCUGACCAGGACCGAGUACGACAGAGGCGUUAACACUUUCUCUCCUGAAGGGCGACUAUUUCAGGUUGAAUACGCCAUCGAGGCAAUCAAGUUGGGUUCGACUGCUAUUGGGUUGAAGACAAAGGAAGGCGUUGUGCUUGCUGUCGAGAAGCGAAUAACUUCACCUUUGCUGGAGCCUAGCAGCGUGGAGAAAAUUAUGGAAAUUGAUGAGCACAUAGGAUGUGCAAUGAGUGGAUUGAUUGCUGAUGCUCGUACACUUGUUGAACAUGCACGUGUUGAAACUCAGAAUCACAGGUUUUCAUAUGGCGAACCGAUGACUGUUGAGUCUACCACGCAAGCUCUAUGUGAUCUUGCCCUACGUUUUGGUGAAGGUGACGAAGAGUCCAUGUCUCGACCUUUUGGUGUAUCUCUUCUUAUUGCUGGUCAUGAUGAGAAUGGGCCUAGCUUGUACUACACAGAUCCAUCUGGAACAUUCUGGCAGUGCAAUGCGAAAGCUAUUGGUUCAGGUUCUGAAGGAGCAGACAGCUCUUUGCAGGAGCAAUAUAACAAGGACUUGACUCUUCAGGAAGCUGAAACAGUAGCACUUUCGAUCUUGAAGCAAGUAAUGGAAGAAAAGGUCACUCCAAAUAAUGUUGAUAUUGCGAAGGUUGCUCUUACUUAUCAUCUUUAUUCUCCAUCUGAGGUUGAGGCUGUCAUUAGUCGUCUAUAAAGAGAAUAACCUCAUCAUCCAUGUACUCUCUGCAUUUUGGUUUUCAUCCUAAGCAAUUCCAUCCAUUUGUGCGUUGCUGUCUUUGUUUCUUUUGGAGAAAGAUUGACAUUCAUGUAUGUGUUGGGGAUUCUACCCAGGAAACCUAUGUUUGUGUUCUUAACUGAUUCAUUAGUCGGUCAUUAAUCACUCCAUAUGUUUUGAGACAUUCUGAAGUC
Messenger RNA from Telopea speciosissima, 1085 nucleotides. Its product is annotated as proteasome subunit alpha type-5. Bases 157 to 870 code for a protein of 237 amino acids. NCBI's taxonomy places the organism in Eukaryota, Viridiplantae, Streptophyta, Magnoliopsida, Proteales, Proteaceae. The record is from RefSeq and is a predicted model, not a curated record. Gene Ontology annotation, cellular component: proteasome core complex, alpha-subunit complex; proteasome core complex; nucleus. The transcript is spliced from 9 exons. Gene Ontology annotation, biological process: proteasome-mediated ubiquitin-dependent protein catabolic process.